Messenger RNA from Schistosoma rodhaini, 537 nucleotides. NCBI's taxonomy places the organism in Eukaryota, Metazoa, Platyhelminthes, Trematoda, Strigeidida, Schistosomatidae. The record is from the annotation of a GenBank genome assembly.
AUGGAGCUGGGCGAUUCACAAAUAGACAAUGGAAAUGAUAAUGUGCCUGAAGAACCAUUUUUCGGAUCACAAGAACCGUCGUCGGAUUUCGAUAUUGUUGUUGGACAUUUAGAGGAGAUAAUAAUGAGUAAUCACUUUCAAAGUAUUCAAGAUCAAUUUAUGAAUGAAAAUUACAAUGAAUUUGAUGAAAAUGAAGAGAAUAAAUUUUGUUAUACAGAAAUUCAUGAGAAAUAUAUUAAUACAGUUGAACGAAUGCUGGAAGAGCAAUUAUGUCAAAGAAUACCUCAUUUUUCAAUACGUUCAUUUAUAGAUAACUUAGUUUCCAACAGUAACUGUCUAGAUGGUGAAAUAUUUGAAAUGUUGUAUACAUUCACAGAUUUUCUUGCAUUCAAAGAAAUGAUGAUUGAUUACAAAAAGGCUAAAACUGGACAAACUGUCAAUUUGGAACUAAUCAAUUCAUAUCAUAAUUAUAAUAAUUCAUCUAUUAUAAUGAAUGAUACCAUUAAUCCAUACAAUACAGAUUCAAUAGUACAAUGA